CGACGUCAUCGUCAGGAUUGUUCAGGCUCAGAAUGGAAACGUCUGGAACUUUCCACGCUGUUUAUAACCAAAACGUCGGCGCGCGUGCUGGGCUGAGAAGAGAAGGACAUCGACUGGAAUUAGAGAAAUAGAAUUUCGGCGCAAGCCUUUAAAUAUCUUUAACGUUUAUGCUUCACAGGCCGCUGGACGGUCAAAAUGGGGAAGGACUACUACGAUAUUCUGGGAAUUAAGAAAGGAGCGUCGGAGGACGACAUCAAAAAGGCUUAUCGAAAACAGGCUCUAAAAUACCAUCCCGACAAAAACAAGUCACCAGGAGCCGAGGACAAAUUUAAAGAAAUCGCAGAGGCUUACGAUGUCUUGAGCGACCCAAAGAAAAAGGAUGUAUACGAUCGAUUUGGCGAAGAAGGUUUGAAAGGAGGAGGAGGAUCCACAGGUAGCAGUAGUGGUCCUGGAAACUUCAGCUACACCUUCCAGGGUGACCCCCAUGUCAUCUUUAGUGAGUUUUUUGGUGGACGCAACCCUUUUGAGGAGUUUUUUGGUGCUCGCAACGGAGGCGUGGAGAACAUGGACACUGACGACCCGUUCUCUCGAUUUGGGAUGGGUGGCACUGGCGGCGGUGGAAUGGGUGGCUUCUCACGUUCCUUCAACCCGGGUAUGGGAGGAAUGGGUGGUCCCACAAGUGUUGUGAAGAAACAUCAAGACCCACCAGUGGUUCAUGAUCUCAGAGUGGCGCUGGACGAGGUGCUGAUGGGAUGCACAAAGAAAAUGAAAAUAUCUCGCAAAAGGUUGAACUCUGAUGGACGGACGACGCGGCCAGAGGAGAAAAUUCUUGAAGUGCAAAUAAAGAAAGGGUGGAAGGAGGGCACCAAAAUCACAUUUCCCAGAGAGGGUGAUGAAACUCCAAGAAACAUUCCAGCAGACAUCGUGUUUGUGUUGAAGGACAAGCCACAUCCAGUAUUCAAAAGGGACGGCUCAGAUAUCAUCUACACUGCCAAGAUCUCUCUUAGAGAUGCCUUAUGUGGUUGUACAAUACAAGCACCCACAUUAGAUGGCAGAUUGUUGCCUGUGUCCACAACUGAUGUCGUGCAACCAGGAAUGAAGCGACGGAUCAGCGGGGAGGGGCUGCCUUAUCCCAAAAGACCCAACCGCCGUGGCGACCUGAUCAUAGUGUAUGAGGUGAAAUUCCCAGAACGUCUCAGUGAGAGCGCUCGGAACACCAUCGCCCAGGUUCUUCCACGGUCCUAAGGAAGACUGCACUCCCUAAAUGCUGCCAACUUUUUUAUACGUUACUCAUCACAAGAACUUUUAUAAAAAUAAAGUCACUAAUGAUACAGGCAAAACUUCUGGUUCAGCUUGUCCUUUUGUACAUGUGGUUCUCAAAGUAAAUGGGACCUUUUCACAAUUAAUCCAUAAGUUGUACGAAUAUGACUAAAUGCCGUUUGGCUUUGGUUUACUGAGCAGAAUUAUAUUUUCAUGAACACUAUUGUACAAAAUGUACAUUUGCCACAAUUUCCUAAGAUGUUCUUAAGAGAACUCAUACUCAUUUUUGGUAAGACCUGUAAAAAUAAGACUCCUGCAGUGGAUUGUUUACAGAGUUUGGAUGAAUUGUGGAAAGAGGAGUUUUGUGUGUAUGAGAAAUUGUUGAUGUUGAGUGUUUUGUUUGGGAAAAAUAAAAAGUGAAAAUGG
Molecule: messenger RNA, 1686 nt
Organism: Nothobranchius furzeri (turquoise killifish)
Lineage: Eukaryota; Metazoa; Chordata; Actinopteri; Cyprinodontiformes; Nothobranchiidae
Gene: dnajb1b
Product: DnaJ heat shock protein family (Hsp40) member B1b
Biological process (GO): negative regulation of transcription by RNA polymerase II
Cellular component (GO): cytosol
Molecular function (GO): transcription corepressor activity; Hsp70 protein binding
Source: RefSeq, a predicted model, not a curated record